AUCGCCGUAUUGUAUUGGUCGCCUUGGUGACCCGUAGUUGAGGAGAACCCGGAAGUUCUGACAGUUGAUAAUACUGCAGGUACAAACCAAGUCAGUAUCUGGUGUUUAAAUUAACUUCUAGGAGUUUACAUGUUACUAAUUUUGAAGCCGUGCUCUUGUUUUGUCUUAUUUAAGUAAUAUACUGUGAACAGGUAUAUCAAGAGCAACUUGUGCAUGCAGGAAAUACUACAAAUGUGUACAGAAUAAAUACCUGCAGUGCAAAUGUACAGGCGCAAGUUGGUCGAAAUUCGUCUAGGGUGAGGUUUAAAAGGGAGUUUUUUUUUUCCAGUUGUUCUUUUUUCAGCGUUUUUUUUUAAAUCUCUGCAUACAACUAAGCCAGAAAAUGAAAAUCCGUUCGUCUGUUUUUGCUUCUUUUUGUUUGAUAAUGGAAGUAUUUGGGAUAGCACUUUUUCUCCGAGGAUACUUCCCACUUCCUGUCAAGUCUUCCAUUUCAGCAAAGAGCAAGGUGGCAGAUCUCCCGACAGAACCUUUGGCAGGUAAUGUCGCAAACUGGACCAAGAUUCCGCCUCCAUUGUUUAAAAGAGUUGUCAUCGUGCUGAUAGAUGCACUCAGGGAAGAUUUUGUGUUUGGACCCAAAGGAAAACAGUUCAUGCCCUACACGAGUCAUCUGGUGGAGCGAGGGCCAUCUCACAGCUUUGUUGCUAAAGCAAGGGCACCCACUGUCACCAUGCCUCGUAUCAAGGCACUGAUGACUGGAAGUAUUCCAGGUUUCAUUGAUGUAGUCAUGAACCUGAACUCCCCUGCACUAUUGGAGGAUAAUCUGAUGUGGCAAGCCAAAAAUGCAGGGAAGAAAAUGGUGUUUUAUGGAGACGACACUUGGCUGAGACUGUUCCCAAAGCACUUUAUGGAGCAGGAUGGGACAACCUCAUUUUUUGUGUCCGAUUACACAGAGGUUGAUAAUAAUGUAACAAGGCAUUUGGAUACCACAUUAGAACGAGACGACUGGGAUAUCUUAAUACUACACUACCUUGGAUUGGACCAUAUUGGUCACCUGACUGGACCUCACAGCUCACUGAUUGGACCUAAACUAACUGAAAUGGAUGACAUCUUGAAGAAAAUACAUACAUCUCUAAUGUCUAAGGAAGAGGAGGGUUCCCUGCCUAAUUUAUUGGUGCUUUGUGGGGAUCAUGGGAUGUCAGAAACUGGAAGCCACGGGGGAUCCUCCGAACCAGAGCUGAACACUCCAUUGGUUCUCAUUAGUCCUUCUUUCAAAAGAAAAGUUGCUUUUGAAAUUCCAGAGACUGUGGAGCAGGUGGACUUAACUCCAACAUUGUCAUUCGGCCUUGGACUUCCUAUAUCAAAGAACAAUGUGGGGCGCCUUAUUCUUCCUGUACUGGAAGAUAACUCUUUGAGAGAACAACUAAGAUUCCUACAUCUCAAUGGGUUUCAGCUCAGCAGGCUGAUGAGAGACAGUACACCGGCUUAUGAAAAAGAUACAGGUUAUGAACAAUUCAGAAUUGCUGAGAGGUCCCAUGGCAACUGGAUGAAGCUUUAUUUAGAAGGGAAUACAUCAGAAGUUCUGAGCAACAUGGGAAAGAAGGUCCUCAAACAGUAUCUGGAUGCCUUGAAGUCCAUGAGCUUGUCACUUAGCAAGCAGCUGGGAAAGUAUGACAUGUACUCAAUGAUUGUGGGCACAGUCAUUGUACUACAGGUUCUUUUCCUGCUGCUUGUUAGUGUUGCAGAUGCAUUGAGCAGCAAUGCUGAACUCGAUUUACCCCUGUCAUCCUCCCUAUGUUCCCUGCCCUUUUACCUUCUGUGUCUGAUGUUCUCCGGAGUUCACGUUAUGGUGUGCACUUCAACAGAGAGCUCAUGCUACUUCUGCAGCCUGUCUUGGGCCCUGGUGUUUGCAGUAAUAGUCUUCGUUUCUGCCCUGCUCUGUGUGAUAUUGUCCAUCAUGGGCAGGAAAUUAUCCUGGGGGAGGCCUCAAACUAAGAGUGAGAGUUCUUCAGAUUCAGGCUUUUCAGAACUAGAUAUACUUCUACUGACUGGAACACUCGGACAUGUAUUGAGCCUGGCUGCCAGCAGCUUUAUAGAGGAAGAACACCAGACCUGGUAUUUCUUACUGAAUACCCUCUGUCUGGCAGUAUUCCAAGAUGUCUGUAGAAAGUACUUCAGCGAGAAAAGGAGUUACAAGGAUUUAGAAGACAGCCUGUACCAGCCCUCUAAAGAUGAACUGCUGACAUCUGACUACAGCUCAAAACCAUCCAGCACAUCAGCAGGCUAUGAGAAAUGGCUGGCCUUGGCCACUCCUUUGGUCACUCUGGCUUGUUGUCGGAUACUCCGCUCCCUAAACCAGACUGGAGUCCAGUGGGCUCACCUACCUGAUUUUGGACACUGGCUAAACAGUUCUGAACACCACACCGAGCUCUCGCUUCUGGCUGCCACAUCCCUGGUCCUGAUAUUUUUUCUUGUGCGGAGGAGGUGUUCCAUGGUCUCAAAAAUAGCUCUUGGAUUGGGGCUGCUGGGAGUCUACAGCUACCGUGCAGCAGUUGGAAAUGUGCUGUUUCCAUGGCAACAAGAAGGUAGAGCCAUUUCCAAGGGAAUCGUUGAAGCCCGUUUUGUCUACAUUUUUGUUCUUGGCAUCCUCUUUACGGGUGCCAAGGAUUUACUAAAGUCACAAGUCAUCACUUCAGACACCAAGACAAAGAGCAGAGGAUUAUGGGAAGUCUACAGUGGCAUGGUUCUGCUGGCUGCACUGCUUUUUAGGCCUCACAACCUGCCAGUACUGGUCUUCUGUCUCCUGAUUCAGACUAUAAUGACUCGGUUUAUCUGGAAGGGAUUACAAUAUGAUGCAGCACAAACUACUAUCAUGCAUUACUGGUUCGGUCAAGCCUUCUUUUACUUUCAGGGGAAUUCUAAUAAUAUUGCCACAGUGGAUAUUUCAGCAGGAUUCGUGGGCCUGGAGAACUAUCUUGAAAUUCCAGCAAUCUUUCUCACAGCCUUUAGUACUUACGCAGGCCCUCUGCUUUGGGCUAGCCACCUAGUUUGUUACCUGAACUCUGAAACAGAUCGGAGUUCAGCAGCGAUGGGCCAUGGUUGUUACUGCUUUGCGCUGUUGCGUUCAAUCCCAGCUGCAGUCUACAUCGUUCUCGCCACAUCCCUGCGAUAUCACUUGUUCGUCUGGAGUGUGUUCUCACCUAAACUUCUCUACGAGGGGAUGCAUACAUUUGUGACAGCUUCUAUUUGCGUUUUCUUCACUGCUAUGGAUCAAAACCGCUCUGUUAGGUCAUAGGACUAACAAAGCAAAAGCUUUUUUUUCACAUACUAGCAAUAACUUGGAAUAAAGCAGUAUAUUAUGUUGAUUUUACUGUUCUUGGAAGAGCUACAUCUACCUUAAUAAAACAUAGAUGGGGAUGUAUUACAAAACUGUGAUAUGUUUUAUAAUUCAAGCAGUUUAAAAACAAAGCAAUUAGGUUAUAUUUUGGACAUCAACUCGGUUUGACCAUCCAAUCAGUUUGGCAUAAUCUAUACUCCACUGUCUAUGUCUGGUGGAUUUCUCUAAACUGUUAAGAACCAUAUUAUAUAUCUGUAAUGAAUUUCAAAAAUGUAUAUGUAAUAAAACAUGAACAUUUUCUUUCUUGGGUCAGUACCUCCUAAUAAUUUAUUUCUCUCAGUCUCACUCUAGUGAGUCCUGUAUUUCUUUUCAUUUUUAGAAGCAAAAUUUGAAUUUUACAAACUUCUAAUGAAAACUUCCUGUGUGCUAUUUUUGUAUUGGUAUAGUACUUUAGUAAAUGUGCUCCCAGUGCCACUAUUUAUGGGCUCGUUCACUGCUUGUUUGCUGCCAGAUCUCUAGAAUGUCUAGAAUGUUGACCUGGUGAAAAUAUCUUCUUUAAGAGGAUUCAUUGACAGAUUCUAACCCUGAAUGCAAACAUGUUUAGAAGUUAUAAGCAUGAAACAAAAGGAGCUCUUCUGUACAGCAUCAGGAGCACUUUCUCGAAGUGACGCAACACUUAGCACAUAGACAGUGUCCAAAGUAUUUAUUACAGUAUCAGACAUGUCAGCUUCAUGCACCGCAUGAGACAAACUCAUUUGCAUUUUAUCUCAUUCGCAUUUUUAAGUUACAAGGAAAAUGCGUCAUACAAAUCUCAAUGUAGAGUAUGAAGAUAACAGAGUGAUCCUAGAGGUUAGCAAAAAAGGCAAGUACCUGUAUAUUGGUGUUUUAUACUAAAUCCAAUUUUGGCACACAAAAGUAUGGCAUUCAGAAGCCUG
Acipenser ruthenus (sterlet) is the source of this 4269-nucleotide messenger RNA. It is a transcript of the gene pigg, whose product is annotated as phosphatidylinositol glycan anchor biosynthesis class G. The coding region runs from base 383 to 3292 and encodes 969 amino acids. The transcript has 13 exons. The record is from RefSeq and is a predicted model, not a curated record. Gene Ontology annotation, cellular component: endoplasmic reticulum membrane. Gene Ontology annotation, biological process: GPI anchor biosynthetic process. Lineage: Eukaryota; Metazoa; Chordata; Actinopteri; Acipenseriformes; Acipenseridae.